Molecule: messenger RNA, 3128 nt
Organism: Musa acuminata subsp. malaccensis (wild Malaysian banana)
Lineage: Eukaryota; Viridiplantae; Streptophyta; Magnoliopsida; Zingiberales; Musaceae
Product: BEL1-like homeodomain protein 1
Biological process (GO): regulation of transcription by RNA polymerase II
Molecular function (GO): DNA-binding transcription factor activity, RNA polymerase II-specific; RNA polymerase II cis-regulatory region sequence-specific DNA binding
Source: RefSeq, a predicted model, not a curated record
UACUCUCCUCUCCUCUCCUCUGCGCCCAUCCCAGCCUUCUUGUUAGGUGCAUGAUAGCUUAAACUCUGCCCAUAUCCCCAUUCCAAAAGCUUUUACCAUUUUUCAGUAAAGAGGAAAGAAGGUACAAUGGGAAAGGAAAAGCAAUUCGAGGGUUAGUGAUGGAUAAUGCUAGCUAGUGAAAGAUGUCAUCACUUUUUCCCUGAGGGCUUAUAAAUGGUCUCUUUAUUUCUUUUCCUUUUCCAGAGAGAGAGAGAGAGAGAGAGAGAGAGAGAGAGAGAGAGGGGAUGAAGCAGGUGGAAUAAGAGUCUGAAGUUGGAGCUUGAAAUAACCUCCCUUUCCUUUGAUUAUUAUACUCAAAUCUGUUGUACCUCUCAGCUUACUUCUUCUGAGAAGGAGAUCCAUGAUGGAGAACAUGUAGCAGCUCCUAAGAAAGGGAGGGGAGAGGCAAAGAAAGAAGAGAGACCUUUCGAAAGUUCCAUUCUUAUAUCAUCAUCCCACGUGCUCAUGGCAAUUCAUCUCUCUCAGGCGAAUAGUACAGGGAGGAGGAAGCAGCACUGUGGAGCUGCUGUUGCUUGUUUUGGUGCAUCGCCGUUGACCGAGCAAAGAUUAGGCUAAGCGUGAUAGAUUUCUGGCUUCAAGUAGAGGCUUCUUCUGCGUCCACUGUGUGUGUGAUUAGAACGCCUUGAUCUUGAUCGCUGCUUCAAGAGAAAUUGUUGGAAUAAUUCCCCCAAAAAGAUUCAGUAGUCGAUGGCGACCUACUUCCAUGGUGCCCCGGAGAUCCAGCCUGAUGGGCUGCAGACGCUCUACCUCAUGAACCCCAGCUACGUCGGCUACACGGACGCCGCCGCUCCGGCCAACAUGGUCUUUCUGAACUCGACCAUGAACUCGGUGAACUCGAUCAACCUCGCACAAACUGGCCAGCAGCAGCAUUUCGUCGGGAUCCCGCUCCAAUCGGCGGCUCAGCCGCAUGACUCCCACCGCUCGCAGCCGAUCCAUGCUUCCCAUGAUGUGCCGGCCGUACAAGGCCUGCUCCCCCGCUCCCAUUACAACCUUUGGACGACGGCGACAUCGAGCAACCCGGUGGACAUGGCGUCGCAAUUCGGUCCCUGGCGCACCUCCACCGCGCCGUCGGCGCAGCAAGGACUGUCCCUCAGCCUCUCUCCGCACGAGAUGGUGGCUCCAGCGCAGGAGAUAACUCCGGCCAGCGCCGCCAACGAGGUGAAGAUCGCGGCGUCGGCGUCCAUGGCUUCCGGUGCUGCUAAUGGCGGCUCGGGCCUGCAGAGCUUUCUGAUGGGAACCAAGUACCUGAAGGCAGCACAGCAACUGCUCGAUGAGGUGGUGAACGUGGGGAAGGGGGUUAAAGAUGAGGCUGCCAAGGGAGCUCCUUUGAAGAAUCCUGCCGACAGCAGCAACGUAGAGUUGAAAGAUCCCGGCGCCGGAACAUCCGAGGGCAACACGAGCGCAAAGCGAGGUGCAGAUCUAACGACGGCAGAGAGGCAGGAACUUCAGAUGAAGAAGGCCAAGCUCAUCAACAUGCUUGAGGAGGUGGAACAGAGGUACAGACAGUACCACCACCAAAUGCAAAUCGUGGUCUCUUCAUUCGAAGCUGUUGCGGGCUACGGAUCAGCAAGAACAUACACCGCGCUGGCCCUUCGGACGAUAUCAAAGCAAUUCCGGUGUCUCCGGGACGCUAUCACCGCCCAAAUUCGAGAAACCAGCAAAAGUCUGGGAGAGGAAGACUCCAAGUCGGGAGGCUCCAGGCUUCGGUUCAUCGAUCAUCAUCUGAGACAGCAGCGGGCACUCCAACAGCUCGGAAUGAUCCAGCAGAAUGCUUGGAGGCCUCAGAGAGGACUGCCGGAGCGCUCUGUUUCUAUUCUCCGAGCUUGGCUCUUCGAACACUUCCUCCACCCAUAUCCGAAGGAUUCAGACAAGCUCAUGCUUGCUAAGCAAACAGGGCUCACGAGGAGCCAGGUCUCCAAUUGGUUCAUAAACGCGAGAGUGAGGCUCUGGAAGCCGAUGGUGGAGGAGAUGUACUUGGAAGAGCUCAAAGACCAAGAACAGAACAAUUCCGAAGAGAACGCAAGCAAUGGCGACGCCAAUGGCAGCUCCACAUCCAAGUCCAACGCUCAACAAGAAGGCAGCCCGACAGGGACGGCGCCCUCCGAGAGCCUCAAGAUUGAUCCGAAUCAAACCUUGGCAGCGGUGCAGCCGUCAUCCUUCGCGCACGGCCAAAGCCCAGCGUUCCACGACAAGGACGCGAUCGAACAACCGUCGUUCAAGAAGGCCAAGAGGCACGUGAAUUCCGUGGCACACUCCAUCGGGAUCGAAGUGAAGCCGGACGAGACGAACAACCAAGACAUCUUGAUGAAACUCAUCGACGGAAGACACAGGGGAGGGGAACAAGGGUACCCGCUGAUACCAGGCAACACCAGCCAUGGCGGCAGCUACGGGGCGUAUCCCAUCGGAGGGGAGCUCGGAAGGUUCGACGCAGAGCAAUUCGCUCCGAGGUUCUCCGGCAACGGCGUCUCCCUCACUCUCGGGCUUCAACACAGCGAGAGUCUUCCCCUAUCAGGAGCACAACCAUCGUUUCUAUCCAGCGAGAGCAUGCAGAUGGGGAGGAGGGUGGAGAUGAACACCGAAGCCGGUGACUACUGCAGCCUCAACAACAAUGCAGCGGUGGCGCAUUCUUCCAAUGCAGCAGCGUUCAGGGCAGAGAGAGGUUUUCUGCUCAACUACUACCAGAACUCAUAGGCUGAUUAGUGCAUCUCUCUCUCUCUCUCUCUCUCUCUCUCUCUCUCUCUCUCUCUCUAUAGUGGAUUUGGAUGUUGUAAUAUGUUGCCUGUAAAGUAGUGGUUAGCGAGUUAUGGGGGAAGAGAGAUGUAGCUCUCUUCAUGCCAUCUCUACAACUCAAAUGGGAGUGCUUAUAGGAGUGAAGUGGUAGAGUAUAGAAGAGAAGUAUCAGAUUACAGGGUCUUAUAUACUUCAUAGAAUCAUAAGAUUGGGGUAUGCUGAAGCUUAAUUAGUGCAUGAAGUUUAGGAAUGAUAAUGUAUUACUCAUUUGAGACUUUAGAUAACAAUCAUCCAUAUGGAAGAUUUUAAUACAAAUACAUGUUGUAUCUGUGAAUCUA